AUGCUCCGAGCAGUCGGUAGAGGAAUUCGCCGCCAAAUUGUGCGCCGGAGCUCUGGGGUACGACUGACCUCUGGGGCACCUCGUAUACCAUGGCUAUGCCCUUCGCCAUACGUAUACCACAAACCGAUUAGGUGGUCCUCUUCAAAUGCGAGGGCUAUUAGUUUACCUUCAGAAACACCCCCGAAACACACCGAUCGAUCCUACUCCACCGCCGCCGCCGCCUUGGAGCUUGAAGAUAUUGACACCUCCGCUAUAUUCCCUCCGCUGAGACGGGAUGCAGCACCAUAUUCUAUUCCAAUUGAGCCUUUAGAGCCCUUGGAUCCUUCACAGCUCUUAGUAUUCGAACCCCCGGCCGCUCCGGAGGAGAAAUGUAUGAGGAAGUCAACUGCGGGCGUCUCAUCCGAUAAGGCCGAAGUUCUUGCGACCUUUAACGCUUGUAUCAAAGUUGGGGUGUUAGCAAGAGCACAAUUGAUGCUAGAGCAAAUCACCAAAAAUUGUAUAGAGGAAAGGGAUACUGUGGUUCUUGUUGAUGCUCACAAUAUUUUUCUCAAGGCCCUGUUGGAUCAAUAUAGCGAUUCCGGUAAUCUUAGUGAGCUUAAAGUCUUUUUCAUGUGGUUCGAAAACAAGAUGAGAGUUGAGUACUCAAUCAAAGGGGAUGCAACCACCUUUGCCCUAUUACUCAAGGGGAGCUUGAAUAUUCCUGCAGCGGAAGCGAGCAAGAGAUAUCUAGCGGAAUAUAUAAACUUAUGGAGGUACAGUGGUAGGAACAUUGUGGAUGUCCUCGAGAGUGCUGUGUUGAAUAAUGAAGAAGUUCUCAAAAUAGCAAAGAUUUGCCAUUUGCGAAUCGGCGAGCUCAGUGCGACUUGCCGAGAAAUGAUGAAGGAACAGAGGAAGUCUCGUCUCGAACCGCCGAUUUUAGCGGUCCCGGAUGCGAAGCCUACUCCGGUGAAGGGUCCGGGACUGGCGGCUGUUAAAUCUUCACUUAGGUCAUUAAUUGAUCCCGACCACAUGCCCUUCCAAGAGUACGACAUAAAUUUGAAUGAUAAGGAAUUUCAAAUUGAAAGGCAGAAAUUGCUUGAAGAGCAUGCGUUCGACAGCGCCCGGGAACGAUGGAAAAGGGAUUUUGAGAGUCUGAGUGAGAGGGGCGUUAUCAAGCAGGAUGCCGAGAUCAACAGCCUCCUCUGGGAAUGGCAUCAAGCGCUUGUUCCUUUGAUUCAUGAAGAACUCAAACGGGUCCAGCACGCAGAGGAAUCGGGGACCAAGGCUGCUGGGGCGGUGGAUCGGUGCUUUUAUGGACCUUUCAUGCGAGUAAUAGAACCGGAGAAGCUUGCUGCAAUAACAAUAAUCGAGCUCUUGCGAACACACACUCUCAAUGGUGUAGGGGCCGGUUUGAAGGCGUCCCGGGCUGUUCUACAACUUGGGAGAGAGGUGGAGUUGGAGUAUCAAGCUCAGGAAGUUGCGAAGCAGAGGGGGGAAGGAUUUUUCGCGAAUAUGUCAAAAGCGGAAUUGGAAACGAUCUUUCGAGAUAGGUCGGCUUUCAGGAACUUGAUUUCUAAAAGUAAAUCUGCGAGUGAUCUGGACUUCGAAGAGAUACCCGAAUGGCCUAAUACUGUGAAGGUCAAGUUGGGCGGAGUUUUAAUUUCGAUGCUUAUUCAUGUUGCCAGAAUUCCGGUCGAAGCCGCAGUGCCCGGAUUAACUGAAGGAACUGAAUCAUCUGAAAAAAUUGUCCAGCAUCUUCCGGCGUUUCAACACUGUUAUGAGUAUCAGAGGGGCCGAAAGCUUGGAGUUGUCAAGCUUCACCCUGAACUAGUCAAACGACUAGGCACAGAUGACCUUAAUUUUACAGCGAUAGGAAAAUCCCUUCCGAUGGUUGUUAGGCCCCUCCCUUGGACUGACUGGGAUGAAGGGGGGUACUUCUAUACUCGCUCAAAGGUUGUUCGUAUCAGGGAAUCCGUCGAACAAAGGCAAUACGUUAAGGCCGCUGCAGAGAGGGGCCACCUGGAUCACUUAUUCGCUGGGUUGGAUGUGCUGGGUCGGACCGCUUGGAGAAUUAACCGAAGGGUUUUUGAUGUCGUUCUGGAAGUUUGGAAUCAGGAGAAAGCAUUUGCAAAAAUCCCUGCGCUCAAUCCGGAUAUUAAUUUCCCACUAGAGCCGGAGCCGAACGCCGACCCAAAGGUUAGAUGGGAAUGGGCACGAGAGAUGAAGAGGGUAAAUACAGCUCGAAAAAAUAAUCACUCUACAAGAUGUGAUGUUAACUUCAAGGUUGAGAUUGCAAGAGCCUUUCUAUUUGAGGAAUUCUAUUUUCCGCAUAACAUAGAUUUCAGAGGCCGAGCCUAUCCCAUCCCACCGAAUCUCAAUCAUAUUGGGAAUGAUCUUUCUAGAGGUCUGUUGAUGUUCUCCGAGGCGAAAGAAGUGGGGGAAACGGGCCUGAGAUGGAUGAAAAUUCACUUGGCAAAUUUGGCGGGAUAUGAUAAAGCUAGUUUUUCGCAACGCGUGGCAUUUACCGAGGAAAAUAUUGAAAAUAUUCACGAUUCGGCUGAGAAUCCUCUCACAGGCAAUCGAUGGUGGCUGAAAUCGGAUGACCCAUGGCAAUUGCUCGCGUCCUGUUUUGCCUUGAAUGAAGCCUUAUCGUUAAAUAACCCGCACGAAUACAAAUGCCAUAUCCCGGUUGCGCAGGAUGGAACAUGUAACGGGUUACAGCAUUACGCGGCAUUAGGGGGGGAUGUGGCUGGUGCAAGACAAGUGAACCUAGAACCUUCAGACUUGCCCCAGGAUGUUUACACGGGCGUUGCGGAGUUGGUAAAGGCUUCCGUUGAGCUUGACGCGAAGCGCGGGCUUCCAGCGGCUGUUGCGUUAAAGGACCUCGUUACUAGAAAGGUGGUUAAGCAAACGGUCAUGACAAACGUUUAUGGCGUUACUUUCAUUGGCGCGAGGAAUCAGAUUGAGAAUCAGCUCAAAUGUAUUGAAAGCCUUGAUCAAAAGGAUAUCCCGGCGCUCAGCCUGUACUUGACGAAAAAAGUCUUCGAUUCUAUCCAAGAAAUGUUUACCGGUGCAAGUGCGAUUCAAGAUUGGCUUGUUACGUGCGCCAAAAGGAUCUCUAGAUCUGUCCGACCAAAUCAAUUGGAACACCUGAAGGAUCCCAAGACUGGUGAGGAUAGCGUGCACUUUAUGACAAGCGUUGUAUGGACUACACCUUUGAGGUUACCAGUUGUGCAGCCAUACCGACAGGUGGCCUCCGCCGCAAUUUCUACCAAUCUGCAAACCGUUUACAUUAACGAUCCUUACGUCAUCGACAAAGUGGAUAGCAGAAAGCAGAUGACAGCCUUCCCCCCAAACUUCAUUCAUUCCCUCGACGCCUCGCACAUGCUGCUUUCGGCAUUGAAUUGCGACGCCUCGGGUCUAACGUUUGCUAGCGUGCAUGACUCGUUUUGGACGCACCCUUCAGACGUCGACGAGAUGAAUCGUAUUCUGCGAGAUUCCUUCGUCGCAUUGCAUGGGAAGGAUAUUAUAGAGAACCUGAAGGCUGAAUUCGAAGAGCGUUACAAAGGUUUCAGAACCCUCGUUAAGGUUAUAGCAAACACUCCGUGUGGGAAGAGAAUCAAAUUGGCUCGUAGAAACUACGCAAUAGAGAACCUCGGCCGCCCUAAACUAACAGCGGUUGAGGACCUCCAAUGGGAACUUAAGAGGUGGGCUCUAAUGCAAAGCCACGACCACGACGACCGAAAGAUAGCGGCGGAGAUGGUGACCCCAAGUGUCAUCUUGGAGAAGUAUGGGGGACUCAAAGUUAACGAGUUGGCGGAGAAUACUGGUAAGCUUGGUUUGAGUGUGAACGAUUAUGGCUCUCCGAGUUUGGGUGAUCAAAGUGGGGAUGAGGGAUCGAUUGUGGACCAGGAGGAUAUCCUGGGGCCGGCUGAGGAGAGUGAUGACGGAUAUGAGGAGAGCGCCCCACUUGAUGAGGAUAUGGUGUUGGGGGGCAUGGAAGAAGGCUCGAGGAUGCUGGGCACUGCUGGCGAUGAGGAUAUAGAUCUGGAUGAUGCAUCCACGAAGAAGAGAUCAAGAGCAAGGAAGGAAUUGGACGAGGAUGGAAAUACUAUUCCUCGCGAUAACGGAAGUGCCAAGGGAACUUUAAAGCCUAAGCAGGCCCACAUUGCGACAUUGAACGUGUGGGUGGAGCUCAAGUUCCCCGACCUACCGCCUAAGGGUCUGUUCGAUGUAAACUUGCUUAGGAAGAGUGAGUACUUCUUCUCAUGAGUUGCUACUUUUCUUCUGACCUGUCAUCGCCCGUUAUUUGGCCGAUAUAUCUCUCCCCUCCGUUCUAUCCUAUCUUGGUGUGCCAUGGAUUACAGAUGCAUUUGGUUUUCCUUGAAAAAUGGAAGUAUAAAGUUGUGCGCUUGGUUGGGUUUUAUUUUCUAUUCACUUAUGCUUUUCCUUCAUGCAUUCAUAUACCGGUAGGGGUAAAACGGGCCAGGUUUUCUUUCCUUCUUUUUCUUCUUUUAUUUUUUCCAUUUAAAUAUUUAAAUAUUUAUUCCUUUCGCGUUCUUGUAUAGUACCAUGGAUUUUGGACCUUUGUAUAAAAUUGAAAGGGAUAUAUCUCCGGGUA
This is a messenger RNA of Tuber melanosporum (Perigord truffle), 4600 nucleotides long. RefSeq lists its product as uncharacterized. The coding region runs from base 1 to 4251 and encodes 1416 amino acids. Gene Ontology annotation, biological process: mitochondrial transcription. The transcript has 6 exons. The record is from RefSeq and is a predicted model, not a curated record. Gene Ontology annotation, cellular component: mitochondrial DNA-directed RNA polymerase complex. Lineage: Eukaryota; Fungi; Ascomycota; Pezizomycetes; Pezizales; Tuberaceae. Gene Ontology annotation, molecular function: mitochondrial promoter sequence-specific DNA binding; DNA-directed RNA polymerase activity.